CCACACACAGUUGUCAUGGAGAUAGAAAAGAGUUCAGCGUCCAUUAGUGGUACUGUUACCAUGGAAAUUCCUUUUGUCGCCGUUACAAAGCAAGCCAAGCUAGGGGAGGCUGUUGAGCAUCAGGAUCAUCCUCAUGCUGGAGUUGCUUUACAGCACAACAAAUAUCGAAUGCUGAUUGUCAUUGGCGAUAUUUCCACCAGCGUUGACCUGGACUCUGUCGGAAAACAGAUCACACAAGGUUUGCUCUCUUGGAAUGUUGAUUUGAGUAUCUGCGACCUGAACAAGGAGCUACAGCUGUUUGAGACCAAACACACGGCUCAAUUUUCAUCACUGGUCAAAGGCCAGAGGAUUCUCCAAUAUCAGAGUGACAUCCUUGAGACAGUGGUGUUGGUUAACCCAUCAGAAGGUUCUGUUUCUUCAGAGGUCCAUUCUCUGAUCACCGACUUGGCUGGAAAUAAACUGCUGAUACUGAGUGGACAGAGCUCUGACCAGGGAGGUGACAUCCUACUGCAAGGUCGGGCCUUUACCUGGCAACACUUCUCUGAUAUCAUCUCCAACACUCAAGUGGUAUCAGUCCUUUCUCAGGCCUCUCGAGAGAAGCCACCAAGGCUUACUGUUUCCUGUCAAGGAGACGGGGGCUGGAGCUCCUUGGGCCAAAGCCAGGAGCAGCAUCUGUUUCAAAAUAUCCUGGAAUACCGCUUGAACCCUGAACCUCACCUUCCUGACAUGGAAGGAGUGAAAGCGUUUGCAGAGUAUGUCUCAGAGACAGUCGAUGUGCCCUCGCCCUUUGAACUUCUCGAGCCUCCAACGUCUGGAGGAUUCCUGAAACUUUCCAAACCUUGCUGCUACAUCUUUCCUGGAGGAAGAGGAGACUCUGCUUUGUUUGCUGUCAACGGGUUUAACAUCCUGGUGGAUGGUGGGUCCGACAAAAAGUCUUGCUUCUGGAAGCUGGUUCGGCACCUAGACAGGAUUGACUCUGUUCUUCUUACCCAUAUUGGGGCAGACAACCUUCCUGGCAUGAAUGGAUUGUUUCAGAGAAAGAUUGCAGAGCAGGAGGAGGAGGGCAACCAGGGAUCUGGUUCAAGCAGCAGUGGUGAGUCAAUGAAGAACCUAAUAUCCCCUGAGCUUGGGAUCGUAUUUCUGAACGUCCCAGAGAAGCUUCGCAUGCCAGAGUCCAAUCUAAAAGUGAAAAGAAGCAUCGAGGAAGCAUCUCUGACACUACAGUACCUCAAUCAACUCGGUAUCACACCCGAACCGCUUCACAGGGCAGUGAGUAACACCAUUGAACCUAUCACACUCUUUCAUAAACUUGGAGUGGGAAAGUUAGACAUGUAUGUGCUAAACCCAGUCAAGGAGAGCAAAGAAAUGCAGUUUCUUAUGCAAAAAUGGGCUGGGAAUAGCAAAGCCAAGACUGGCAUUCUGAUGUCUAAUGGAAAAGAAGGAGAAAUAUCUGUUCCCUAUUUGACAUCAGUUACUGCUCUUAUUGUUUGGAUCCCUCACCGUCCCACAGAAAAGAUAGUCAGGGUGCUCUUUCCUGGAAAUGCACCACAGAAUAAAAUCUUUGAGGGCCUUGAGAAAUUAAAGCACCUUGACUUUCUGAGAUAUCCAGUCGCUACUCAAAAAGACUUAUCAUCUGGUCCGCCGUUGCCCAUCAUCAAACAGACUAAAAUGAAAUCAAGAACUGACAGCAAAGAGAGUCUCAAAGCGUCACCAAAGCCAAACUCAAAAAUAGCAAAGAAAGAAGACGUUGGACAGGAAGAAGAUUCCAAGAGUGAAAUUACUAAAGAGAAUAAAGUAGAAAAGAAAGAGGAGAAAAAAAUGAAAAGUCAAAGUCUGAAGGCCACAAAACAACAGAAAAAUAGCGAGGUUGCCCCGGUGACAGGAAAGUUUGAGAAGAAGACAAUACCGAAGGAAAAAAGUCUCAAAAUGGACAAAGUAUCUCGAAUGGAUGAAAAGAGAGACAAGGAGAAGAAGGAAAUUAAGAAAGACAAAGUAAAAAAGGAUGAAAAUAUACAAAAAGAGGAGAAGGAAAAGAAAGAGCUCAAAAAGAAGGACAUAAGUAAGCCAGAAUUGAGAAAAAUUAUGAAACCCGACCUCAAGCCACUCACCCCUGAAGUGAGAAAAACUUUACACAAAGUCAAGACACAGACUAAAACCAAGACAGAAAAAGAAACAACGGGUAAGGAUCAUGCAAAUGGGAAAAAGCUCAUUCCAGAGAACAUCCGCGAAGAGGUUGCAGCAGCAGCUCUUGCAGACAGGUCUAUUGCAUCUUCCCCUGAGGACCUUACUGAGGACUUUGAGGCUCUGAAAAGAGAAGAGCUAUCCGAACCCAAGACCGAGGCUUUCCAGAUAUCUGAGGUGUCACUUCACAAAGAAACUAAAGUUUCUACGUCAUUUUCGCCUGAAGACAAAAUGACAUCAUUUUGUACUAAUACAGAGACCGUUUCAUCCAGAUUCCCGGAAAAACCAAAUGAACACGAGACAGACAAGACAACUUCAGAACAGAUUACAUCCCCGCAAAAGGAAAAUUCAAACAGUGGUAUUUACAUGAAAUAUGAAGACAAGACGCUUGAGGAUUAUGGCAAAUAUUCUGCAAAGGGUGACUCGAAAGACAUAUCAAAGAAGAGUGAUAGCUCAGAAGAUGAUGAUGAUGUAAUUGAAAAAGCUGAGUUUGAAGGCACAGAAGAUGAUGCAUUUAUCAAGUAUAAAACACAGGAGAUCAAAAAAGAAAGCACUGGAAAAGAAUCAGAAAACAGACCAAUUGCACAGCUUACCUCAUCCGCUGCAGUACUACCUGUACAAGGAGCAUUAGCGUCGGCCUCAGAGCCGUUUUCCUUUAUCCAAGAUGAAACCAUCCCUGCUUAUUCUGAGACCGAACAGACCAUCUCUGAUGAGGAGAUCCACGACGAUACAGAAGAGAGAAUGACACAAUUACGAUGUAGUGAUGUCGCGAGAACCUUAGACUCCGUGCACAGUUUGAAAGAGAUGAAACGCUCUGCUGUGUCUGAUGUCGUGGAUGUCAAAACCAAAGCCCCCAUGGGAGGUCAAGAGUCUUACCCCACUGUUGUUACUGCUCCUCUUGCAGAGGAGGAACACAUAUCAUCUGCCACAUCCAUCACCGAAUAUGACAAGAUGUCUUCAUUUGCCACAUCUGUAGCUGAAGACCAGUCCAUAGCAUCCAUUACAGCCCCUCAAAAUGAGGACGUCGGAAGGAACUCCCUCCUUCUUGACACCAUCAACAAUGUGCCGUCUCAUCCAGAAGGCACCCAAGGAAAGGACUAUCUCCAUUCCGCCGGGACCAUUUCACCCACCUCCUCUCUGGAAGACGACAAAUGUUUUAAGUCUCCUUCCUCUGAUGAGUACCAACCCAGCAUCCAUGAGAUGGAGAGUGAUGCCAAGGCCGAUCCUGUUCAUGAUGACGAUGAUGAUGAGGAAGAGGAGGAUGAGGAUCAGACUCCAAAUGUUGACAUACCACUGGGUAAACUUCAAGAAGGCUAUGAACAUGCAGCAUCAGUGCUCCUUAGGGAGAAAGAGAACUACCGCUCUCCCGCUCUUUCUCCUUCUGGCUUCUCUGACAAGCGGCCCUCACCCACUCAGGCUGCCAACGAAAAAAUGUCUCCAUCUCGCAUAGGUGGGUUCACGGUCAGCACUGGAAUACAACCUGCAUCGGCAGCUCUACCUCUCGCCACUGGUUUGGAGUCCCCUUUUAGGCAAGACAGUGACGACAGAUGUCCAAGUCCUGAUGACAGCACCGUGAAACUGGCUUCACCCACACAGUCGGUGCCGACGAGCAGUGGCUACUCUCCAGCAGAGGAAAAGCUCUUCAAGACAGAAGAGCAGGCAGCAGUGACAAAUUUGAAGUGCGACACUCACAAAAUAGAGAAGUCAGUCACUAUUUCUGAUAAUACAUCCUUCAUUGGAUUGACAGGUGACAAAACAGCAUUUGAAACAUCAGAAGAAUCUGAAGAGGAUAGUGUGGAUGAAGAUGACUAUUAUAUGAAGAAGGAUCUUCAACCAGCUGUUAAGGCUAAACUUAUGGAGGCAAAAGAAGGAUGCUUCCUGGAUGAUGACUUAAAUGAGGCAAAGACUUCCAAGGUACAGGCAGACAUUGAAACCUUAGAAAAGUCCCCAAGUGUAGACGAGAAACCUAAGACUCCAAUUAUAGCCUUGGAUGAGCAUGAAACAAUUCAAUUCCCGACUGGAUUAGAAUCACAAUUCUCUCCAACAGAUCCAAGCAAGUCAGAAAAGUGUCAAGAAACUGCUGACAUGAGAGAUAUGUCUUUCAAAGGGCCCGAGAAAAGUGUUCAGUUUAGAAUGUGUGAUUUCCCAGAGAAGGAGACCAAAGAGAAAGCCAUCUAUAUCAGACAAGACACGCCUUAUGUGCAUGGCAAAACAUUCUCUUACAGUGACGUUUAUGACAGCAAACCAAGUUCUGUGGAAUCUGAUUCAUUUCAUCAGGAGUCUUUCGAUAAGGUGGAGAAAGAUAUUUCGAGGGAUUUCAUGGGUUUGCUGCCGAACCCUGUAACAGCAAGAGACAAGAUGUCAGAGAAGGAUGAAUUCACAGUCUCAUAUGGAAAAGAAGCUUCCACUCCAUCGUGGCAUGACUCUACGAUCACUUCAGAUGUUCAAUCGGUGGUCAAAGGGUCCAAAGAACCUGAGCCAUUUGAAUACACAGGAAGUCGGUUUCCUUCAGUGGCAGACAGGCCUGAAGCAUCUUCGACUCUUUUAUCAUCCGAAAAGAAUCCCUCGUCUUUUCCAGUGCAACCCCAUCUCCCAAAACCACCAACUUGUUCCUCAAUGACAGGGUUAAAUGUCACCAAAGCCGCCGGUCCCGAUCACAGCAAUCAAGACACAUGUUUGGAGAUUGAUAUGCGGAAACUGACAGCGAGGGAUGAGGAAGAUUACGAUGAUGAUGAGGUUGAUGAUGAAGAUGAGGAGGAGGAAGAUGAGGAUGAAGAUGAUAAAAGUGCUAUUGAUUCUGACAUGGAGAAAGGUGCCAAAGAGAAGUCUGAGAAGGAAGUAAAACGUCCUGCAAGUGAAACGUUUAGCUCAGAUAAGCCCGAAUUGAUGGUUUCCCUGGCUGGAUAUGGUUUGAACAGUCAGGGGAAGCCUGCUGUGGAAGAAAACAUCUCUGGCUUACUCACCAAGGUCGCAGAUGAAGAUGCGGAAGACUCCACAUUCUUAAGUGGAAAGUCAAACGGGGGGUCGACAGGUUGCUCUGGCUACUCCCCAGAGUUACACCUGGAUGGAUGGGAACAGAAGAAAUCACUUUUACCAAGUCAGACCACGGACAAAGGUAAAGAGGACAUUACCUUAAAGUUGACAGAGAGAUAUUUUUACCAGAAUGAUGGAGAUGAUCUUGAUGUCGACAAACCUCAGUCCCCAGAUCACCUAAACAAGAAAUCGCCGGACACGAGCUUUCAGUACACGACCACUGCUGCUCCUGGGUACUCCUCUUCCUCCGCUUAUAGCUACUCCUCCUCUACUUCAGGCUCCUUCUCGACAAGCCGUCAGCUCGGAGAAGAUCUGGGAACACCUGCCACAGCCGAGCCACUGUUUGAGUACUCCUCCUUUCAAGAACGGUCCCCGGUUCUAGACUCUCCCUUCCCCACAUUAACUGGCACCAAAGAUGAUUAUCUUGAAGUGUCUGAGAAACAGUUGACCGGUGCAACCACAGCGGAGUCCACCUCCAUCUUAGCCCACUUUUCACCCCUCGGCCCAUUUGAGGAAGUGAAACCCUUCCCUUUGCAGUCAUCCAUUGCUUCUGCUGAAGACAAAAAGGAACACGCAUCUUCCCUCGGCUGUUUUAUGGAUAAACGCCCACAAUCAGACUGCUUCUAUAAGCCCGAGUGGUCUGAGGUGUCAACGCUGGACUCUGCAAGAGGCUUUGGGAACUCACCAACUAUGCCCUCUCAAGAAACAGCACUCUCAAAAGAGGCAGCCAGCGCUGCUCUUUUCGGUGUCACUUCUUCCCCACGGCCAGACACUGAAGGAAAGCAUUACUUUGAGGAGACCGACAGCAGUGAAGAAGAGAAUGAGGGAGAUUAUAUGCAGGACAUGACUCGUACACCAGCCUUCAGUGGGCUCUCGGGUACCUUGGCAUUUUGUGACAAGUCUGUUUUCUCAGCUGAAGGUGAAAAGACAAGCAGUGCGCUCCCCGAUGUUCUUGGCGCCUACAUGUCAUCAGCGCUUCAAGCAGGCAAGCCGGACAAAACCAAUGGGACCACAGAAGUCAGCGCAAGUUCAACCCUCCUUGCUGGCGCUGCAGCGACUGGCGCAGUUGCAGGCACGGCUAGGAUGGAGUACAGAGAGGGCGCCGGAGGCUACAGGAGCUCCUAUGAAUGGGAAAUGUCCAAGCCUCAGAUAGGGAGGAUGCCCGGCGACUCUCCUCCCCAUUAUCGUCAUGAUGAUGAGUUUGAAGAGGAGUGUGAAAUGGAGCCAGAGCACCCAGUACGCCCACUUUCACUCUCAUCAACUAAUCAGCCAUUUCACUCUCCCUUCUAUGCUGAUGAGUGCAGCCAAGCAGGGCAGGAUGAUGAUGAUGAUGAUGAGGAGGAGGAUGAAGUUGACAGCGAUCAGGAUAUUGCUGGGAAAGUACCCAAGGGAGCAGCCUCUCCAUAUGCAGGCCACACCUCUCCAGGAUAUUCAUCCUGUGAGUACAAACAACAUAAAACUGACCUUUCACCUUCAUUUAUCAACCCAUGCAUGCGGCAGCUGUGCAGCGAUGAAGAUGACGAGGAUCAAGGACAGCAAAGUGACCAGUCGCAGGAGGGAGAUGAACAUGACAUGUCAGUCAAGAGAAGGGCUCACAAGCAGCCCCACCAUCAUCAGACCCACAGCAGCUCUUUGUAUCAAGCCGGUGGAAUGUCAGCACAGUUGGGUCCAGCGACGGAGGAAACACCGCCGACUUCUCUCAGCGAGUCCAUCGCCUCUCAGUCAGACUCUGAAGUGCCUCCAGGGACAGAAGAGUACCCGUCAGUUGUUGGCCAAGGCAAUAUUGAUUCAGAUGAGGAUGCAGACUAUAUGCCUAUCGACAAAAUAUCUGCUACAGGGGAAGGCCUUCAGUCCUCUGCCUCCUGGAAGAGCCACGAUCCAGUUCCCGCAUCUCAAAAGGACCCUUACCCUCGCCCUCCUCGCCCUGAUGUCUGCAUGGUAGAUCCUGACUCUUUGGCUCAUGCCCCGGUUAAAAAAGAGCCGAAAGCUAAAGGGCUAAAGAAAGCAUCUGGGAAAACAAAAUCGGCAUCCCCAGCCAGGCGCAAACGGUCCCCCCUGCCUGUCAGACAGACGUCCUCUCCUCGCAGUGCGUCAUUGAAAAAGAAGGAAGCGGACAAGAGUUCACGCAUGUCUCGCUUGUCGGAUGGACAAGGCUCAAAGGAUGAUGAUCUUUCAAGGUCAAGCUACAACCCUGGCAAGGUGCUGACUAAUAGCGGUAGCAAAAGCAGUUUGGGCUCUCAGAAGGCAGCUUCGACAGCUCCUAUUUAUGUCGACAUGGCCUACAUUCCCAAUCACUGCAGCGCCAAGAAUACAGAUCAAGAAUUUUUCAAACGUAUCCGCUCUGCAUACUAUGUGGUGAGCGGGAACGAUGCUGCAAGUGGUGAACCAAGCCGAGCGGUUCUCGAUGCACUGCUGGAUGGCAAAGCUCAGUGGGGUUCAAAUUUGCAGGUGACGCUGAUUCCGACCCAUGACACAGAAGUAACUCGCGAGUGGUACCAGCAGACACACGAGCGCCAGCAGGAGCUCAACAUCAUGGUCCUGGCCUCCAGCAGCACUGUCGUCAUGCAGGAUGAAUCUUUCCCCGCCUGCAAGAUUGAGUUCUAGACAAUGCUGUGGCACGCCGAGCCUCUAUCACGUUGUUUCCUCUUUCAAGCAUCAUUAAUGUCUUUCUGUCCCUUUUGUGGUAACCUUACAGAAGUACUGAAGACAAAUUCAUUUCGGUUUUCAAUUAUUCAUGAAGCUUGUGGCUGUCACAGCAUUCCGAGACUCAGUUACCGUACACUUGUUUUUAAAGAAUAGAAAAGCCAAAAAGGCAGUUUCUGCAAAGAAUCGCUUUGUUGCUAUUCCUUCAAAUGGUAUGAAUAUAAGUCCACUUUAAGGCCAAUACUAAUUGCCGUCUUCCUCAGUAUCUGUUUUAAAGUUCUUUUUGCAGUGUAGCUGAUCACAUUGAAAAAUUGUGCUGGUAGAAAAUGACUAUUGUGAUCAGUUUCCUAAAUUUGAUGACUGUUCCAGUGUUUGAACUUUGUGCCUCUAAUUGACAUCGUGAAAUAGAGAAUAUUCAAGUAGGGGCCACCGUGUCCUUUCAAUGUCUCGCCAAUAUAUUUGCUGUAGCAUAGGAAAGAUUUUUCUUCAAAUUUCCAUACGGUUGUGAAAUAUUUCUAGGAUGAAAAUAACCUGUUACAUUUAGAAUUGAUGUGGAUUCAACCAAUAAUUUCUGAGCAUUUAUCCCCCCUGUAGUCUUUGAGGUUUGUUUUUUCAUUUAAAUAUGGUUGAUACGCUAUUGCGGAAAAAACAAACAAACAGUCAGAUGUGUAGUCAGAUGUGCUGUUCGAAGACACGGUCGACCCAUCCUUGACACUCUGUCUUUGUAAUGUGUGCAUUUGAAGGAAGAUGUUCAACCUCAUAUCAGCCGCUGCAUCUUUUUCCAAAGCCGUGUCCAGGGAUGAGGAAUGUCCGACAAACGAGAGGUUGUGUUGCACACUGGACAAGAUGUGGGCUGGUGUGAUUAGUGAGAGAGGUGAGAUACAUGUGCCUUUUAGUCCUGAUGUGCUGGGAGAUGGCAAGGAUGGAAAUUAAUGUGUAUUUGGUGUUGGGAAUGGACAUGAGCAGUUGCAUCGUGAUUGAGGUUUUGACAAGCUUGUUACGAGAGUUCCUGUGAGUUUUGUCCGCGACGUGAGUGCAGACUCACGUUUUGCAAGUCGAGCACUUUCUAAAGCAUCGAAUCGGUGUUUCAGUCAUUGAUUUCCAUAAGCUGCCAGUUUGAAAAUGUAGAAAAAGCACAAAGAACAACCAAUGUACAAAAGUCAAAGCGGUCUGUCGUAGUUACUUUAACCCUUUGAGGGACAGCGGUUACUACAGUGGUCAGCUUAUCAGGUUAUCAGGUUACAGGUUGUCAUUAUUGGUGCAUGUAAGGGUUAAUGACACCGAAAACAAUGGUUUGAAAAUCUUUUUCAUUUGGUUGAAAUGAUUUCAUGUAUUUUAACUCGAUCAUUUGGAGGCAAUUUUAUUACGCUUUUUAAGCCUCAAAUUGGGAUGGUGGCAACAUCAAAUUGGGAUGCUGUGGAAUUCUUAAAGUUGGGUAAAAAGGGUCCUCUGAUCAUCCUGGAUUGCAGACUGCAGGGAUGUAGGAAAUAUCCCGCUUUGAACUUCCAAGGGCCAACAUUAAAGGCCUCCGUAGUUUAUGUAGUAUUGCAAUUGACAUUCUACAUCUGCCAUUGUUAUUGUGCCAUCAGACUGACCUCCCAAAGGCAACUUGCCAGUUCCCGAGAGAACAGCACAAGUGCCUAGUGGGGAAUUUAGACUUCUGAUCAAGGUUCUGUUGCAGCAACUCAACAACAGAUCCCGUCAAUGUCGAUUUCGGUGGUAAAUUCUUCAAUAGGUCACAUUGACAAUAUAUUUAAUUGAAUGAAACAAAUGAUGCCGCAAACCACAUCUUUAUCUUUGGAUUUUCCUUUAGUUUAAACAUCUCAAAAUGACACACACCAAAAACAUGCAUAAUUGUUUUCUAGAUGCAUUAGUGAAGUUAGUGAAUUUCUUUUCAAACAUUCAUUUCAUUGCUUGUGUGAGUUUUCAAUUGGUUUGUUAAACCGGAUAGUCGCUGUAAUCAAUAGAGGCAUUUGAAUGGGAUUUUGGGUGAUUUUAAUCAUGGAUCUUGGCGCGUUUUAAUUUAUUCAUUCAUUCAUUCAUCUUCCGUACCGCUUGAUCCUCACUAGGGUCGCGGGGGGUGCUGGAGCCCAUCCCAGCCGUCUCCGGGCAGUAGGCGGGGUACACCCCGAAUCGGUUGCCAGCCAAUCGCAGGGCACACAUAGACGAACAACCAUCCACGCUCACACUCACACCUAGGGACAAUUUAGAGUGUUCAAUCAGCCUGCCAUGCAUAUUUUUGGAGUGUGGGAGGAAACCGGAGCACCCGGAGAAAACCCACGCAGGCCCGGGGAGAACAUGCAAACUCCACACAGGGAGACCAGAGCUGGAAUCGAACCCGGCACCGCUGCACUGUGAAGCCGACGUGCUAACCACUGGACUACCGGGCCGCCCCGUUUUAAUUUAAUAUUGUAGAAUUGGUUUGAGUUCCAUGCAUUUCGAUGUCAUUCCCAACCACACACCAAAAUGAAUCAUCCAAUAAAUAACGGGACCAACGCUAAGGGUCGAUAUUUUAGAUCCACAAAUCUAUACAGUUUUGGAUAUUCCUCGAUUUUCUAGAGUCAUGUAUGAACAACCGGCGCACGUCACUGAAGACGAGGGCUUAUCUCCUUCACCGAAAACAGGCUGCGGCGCGGUGGCUUGGGUUGAUUUGAAUGUGAUGAUGCAGAUUACCUUUAUGUUCUCUGCGGAGGACUUAGAAAUCUCCUGGUUGCCUUGUUUACUGCACAUCGAAUGGCGUGGGCCAGCAGCACAUCUCAAAGUUAUGAAGGGCACUUUUCAAGACAUCAACUACGCAUUAAUUCAAGAUACAUUUAUUCCUUUGAGGGACCGGAAACAUUGUCAAAAUGAGUCAAGUGGAAGAUGGCGUUCGUCCUUUCCAGCCGCGAUGGCCCAUGUAAUCCCUUUCUGCAAUACUUCUACAUAAUACAGACCGGUAAUGACUACUACUACUACGCGCAUAUGAGAUUUGAGAGAUACUGUAUCACUUUACUACCUAGCGUUCAGACAUAACUCAAACAUUCACAUUUGACUGCUGCAUUUUCACCACAUGUGAUUUGAUUCCUGCUGUCCUCCACUAAGCAACGCUUAUACGUGUAUGUGUACCCACACACAUUUCAAGAGCAGGUGAGCAAAUAAAUUGAAGAGAAAUGCUGUUUUACAAGUGAGAUGAAGACGUGUACUGCGAAAGCUCACGUGAAAUGUCUGCGUUGUACUGCGAAGAAAGCCGUGGGAUUUUUUUUCUUCUUUCUCCUUCCAGUACACCCCCGACCCUCAUCGCCUGUUUUGAGUGCAAUAGUCAGUUUUACUCUUUAUAUGUGUAUUGAUAAAAAAAUAGAGAAGAUAGUUAUUGUCUAAAGGGAAAUGUGUGAUGAAGACAAAUAAAACAUCAUUUACUGAAGAAAAA
This is a messenger RNA of Hippocampus zosterae (dwarf seahorse), 11263 nucleotides long. RefSeq names its product microtubule-associated protein 1Aa (gene map1aa). Gene Ontology annotation, biological process: dendrite development; microtubule cytoskeleton organization; axonogenesis. The record is from RefSeq and is a predicted model, not a curated record. Gene Ontology annotation, cellular component: microtubule associated complex; microtubule; cytosol. Gene Ontology annotation, molecular function: actin binding; microtubule binding. The coding region runs from base 16 to 7818 and encodes 2600 amino acids. The transcript is spliced from 7 exons. NCBI's taxonomy places the organism in Eukaryota, Metazoa, Chordata, Actinopteri, Syngnathiformes, Syngnathidae.